Fonsecaea erecta is the source of this 5007-nucleotide messenger RNA. RefSeq lists its product as hypothetical. Gene Ontology annotation, molecular function: DNA binding; 5-oxoprolinase (ATP-hydrolyzing) activity; DNA-binding transcription factor activity, RNA polymerase II-specific. Gene Ontology annotation, cellular component: cytosol. The record is from RefSeq and is a predicted model, not a curated record. The coding region runs from base 1 to 5007 and encodes 1668 amino acids. Gene Ontology annotation, biological process: regulation of DNA-templated transcription; DNA-templated transcription; glutathione metabolic process. Lineage: Eukaryota; Fungi; Ascomycota; Eurotiomycetes; Chaetothyriales; Herpotrichiellaceae. The transcript is spliced from 8 exons.
AUGGGUUCGAUUCGGGCAAAGCGAGCUCUGAGGAUUGGUGUCGAUGUUGGAGGCACAAAUACGGAUGCUGUGCUUCUCGACUUGGAUGCGGUUCAUCAGCCCAAUCGUGGAGUACUGGCCUGGCAUAAGACACCAACAACAAGUCCCGAUGUGACUGACGGCAUCGAGACGGCCGUAAGUAACGUACUGAAACAAGCCGGAGAUCGAAUUUCAGAUAUUUCCUGCCUCAUUGUUGGAACCACACACUUCUUGAAUGCGGUUAUUGAGCGCGAUGUACAUCGACUGUCGAAAGUCGCUGUAAUUCGGCUGUCCAAAAGUUUUACCAAAGACAUUCCUCCCUUCUCGGACUUUCCCCCUGUACUGGCUGACCUCCUGCAUGGCUACCACGGCUAUGUUGACGGAGGUCUUCACAUCGACGGCGCUCAGGAAGCUCCGAUCAACGUGGAGCAAGUCUUGAAACAGUGUGAGGAGAUUGAGAGGCUCGGGAUCAAAGCCAUUGUGAUCUCUGGAAUUUUCUCCCCGAUCGAUCAGCAUUUUCACCAGGAGAGCCGGGUUCGCGACAUAAUACAAAAGCGACUGGGCAAUGUCGACGUUGUUUGCUCAUCUGAAGUCUCGAAUAUCGGAUUGUUGGAAAGAGAAAACGCUUCCAUAUUGAAUGCAUCUAUCCUGAGAUUUGCGAGACGCACAAUUCGGGGCUUUCGUAAUGCCAUGAAGCGGUUAAACCUCGACUGUACCCUAUUCAUUUCGCAGAACGAUGGUACAGUCCUCGACUCUGUCUCGGCCGCAAAACUGCCGAUAAAGACAUUUUCAUCAGGUCCCACAAAUUCCAUGCGAGGGGCGGCUUAUCUUGGUCUUGGACAACUGGGAUUACAGGGCGAGGAACGUACAUCGACAAUUGUAAUCGACGUUGGCGGUACGACGACAGAUUGCGGCGUUCUUCUACCAUCAGGAUUUCCUCGCGCAGCAUCGGCCUAUGUCAGUGUCGCGGGGGUGACGAUGAACUUCCCCAUGCCUCAUCUCGAGUCAAUUGGCCUCGGAGGAGGGUCGAUAAUACGCGAACGGGGAAUCGACGUCUCCAUCGGGCCAGAUUCGGUUGGAUACCAGCUGACCACUAGAUCGAGGGUAUUUGGCGGUGACACUUGUACAGCUACCGAUGUGGCAGUUGCUGGGGGUCUUGCUGUUGGAGAUCCAGCAUUGGUUAGCGAUAUUCAGCCCGAAAUGAUACAGCGCGUACGGGCCCGGACGAAGAAAAUGCUUGAGCGUGUCAUCGACCGGUUGAAGCUUACUCCAGCACCACUGCCAGUUCUUUUGGUCGGCGGAGGCUCUGUUAUCUGUCCACUAGAACUCGAAGGAGUAUCUCAAGUCGUGGUGCCAAAGUUUCAUUCUGUCGCGAACGCCGUCGGGGCUGCGAUUUCGAGAGUUUGUGGCUCGGUGGAUGCUAUAUACAGCAUCACAGAUAUGUCUUUAUCUGAAGUCAUGGAGGACGCAAAGGCUCAAGCUAUUGCAAAAGCAAUGAAAGGAGGUGCCGAUCCAAGUACUGUGACGGUCGUUGAAAUAGACACCUUGCCGAUUCCGUAUGUUUCUGGACAAAUUCGCGUUCUGGUCAAAGCGGUUGGGGAUCUCUCUCUGGACUAUGUUGCCGACAGCAAAACAGUGGCUGAAGAGGAAGAUGAGCCAAAUGAAGUUCUUGUCCACCCAGUCAAAGGCCUCUCAUUAUCUUCGAAAGAAGAGAUUACCAAAGGCAAGUUCGACUUUGACGCAUAUCGACCGUUGGUCAGACGGAACGCAGACACGGGUGUCCACGAGUGGAUUGUUUCGGAAACCGACAUCGAGUGGCUUAGUGUGGGAUGUUACAUCCUCGGGUGUGCUGGUGGUGGUUCACCCAAAGCCGAAUUCCUCAAACUGCGCGAUCAAAUCCGAGGAGGCAAUACGAUUCGCAUUAUCGAUAGCUCUUCCUUGAAGGAGGAUGCUCUCAUUUACUGGGGUGGUAUGAUGGGAUCGCCUGCAGUGUCGAUUGAGCGAUUGAACUCUUCGGAAUGUAUAACUGCUGUGGCAGACCUGAUGGAAUACCUAGGUCACAAAUCAUUCGAUGCUGUCAUGGGCCUGGAGAUUGGAGGAGCCAACGGUUUAGAGCCUUUGCUCAUUGGCUCUUCCCACGCGUUCGAUCGACCAGUGAUCGAUGCAGACUGGAUGGGCCGAGCAUAUCCGACGUACUGGCAAACAACAAUCGCGGUCUAUGAAAGUGGACAGCUGACACCGUGCGCAAUUGCUUCGGGUGACGGUAAAACGAUCAUCAUGACGAAGUCGCCUGACGAUGAAAUAGUUGACCGCGCCUUACGAGCCUCUUGCUCGGAGAUGGGAUCUAGAGUGGGCAUGGCAGCCAGGCCCACGACGACUGACCGUGUGAGAUCUUAUGGAGUCAUCAACACUCUUUCGCUCUCCUGGCGAAUUGGUAGGACCGUGGCCCGUGCCCAACAGGAGAGCACCAUUCAUACCGUUGCGGAACAGAUUAUAGACGAAGUUGGGGGUCCUACCACAGCAAAGAUCCUUUUCCGGGGGAAGAUAGUGGCAGUCGAACGAAGGGUUUUCAAAGGACAUUCUUAUGGGGAGAUAACCAUAGCCCAAACGGACGAAGACGAAGAGGAACAGACUCAUGAGAGAGCGGCAGUCGCUGAAGGAGGCGUGGUCAAGAUCCCGUUCAAGAACGAAAAUAUAUAUGCAAAGCAUAUCGCCGACGACGGAACCGAGACGUACCUGGCAACGGUGCCCGAUCUAAUCUCAGUUCUUGACACCCAGUCUGGAUGCGCCCUCGGCGUUCCUGAGUUUCGAUACGGGUUGCUAGUUACGGUACUUGGAAUUACCUGCUCGCCACGAUGGUCAGACACGAAAAGGGGUUUGGAGUAUGGUGGACCAGAAGCAUUCGGAUACAGCAUAGAUUAUCAUCCUUUGGGCGUGUUUGUUGAACCGAAGAGCGUUGUUCUCGAAUACGCAGAGGCGAUGACAGGUGCAGCAUGCUCGCGGUGUCACACGAAAAGAAUAAAAUGCCUCGGCGGGGUUCCGUGCAGGAACUGUACAUUAUCCGAUUCGCCGUGUAUCUUUCCGCCCCCUCGCAAAUCAAGAUAUUCCGUGAGCCAGCAAGGACCUGUCUCGCCUUCGAACAGCCUCAAGGAGGAAAAUUCGACACCAUCAACUGCGGCUAAUGGAGGCUCGAUACCGGCGACAUCAAAGACCGGUAGCUAUAGACGUUCCGAGAAGGAUUUCAGCUCACGUCGAUCGGAUCAAGGCAAACGAGCUUCGAGGCAGACAUAUCGUGCGAAUCCUUCCUGUCGCACGUUUGUGGAGCAAUUCAUUGCCUGGGCUGCGGUGCAGAAGCUCCAGCUUGAUCCAUUCGACGAGGCCUCCUUCAAUCCUUCAUGGGCUUCCCUAGGGCACUUAGAUCCUGGCUUGAUGAACCCAGGCUUGGAGAUAUCUAUUGACACCGAAGUAUCCCGUUCCUCGGACCGAUCCGAUGCCAGCCGACCAGUGAAGAUUCGUAUGCCGCCCUACAACCACAGCAUACAUCUAAUUCAAUGCGUUGAAUUCGCAAUUGGCCACGACCAGCACUAUUUCCGACGACAGCACAUUCGCGCCAGGGUAACACAAAUGUAUCAGCACCCGGAAUCCCCUCGAAGCAAAGAUCGAGGUUGGCUAUGCUUUUGGCUUGCAGUACUUGCAGUCGGGGAGCUACACAACAGCAAUGGAUGCAGCAGUGCUGACAAUGGCCUGGCGUUAGGCCGGGCAUCCCCCGACAAAGAAGCUCCUGGAGCCGAUUAUUAUUACCAAUCCGUUGCAUUUCUUCAGCAGGUGGCCGAGAAUCCUGACGUACUGUACAUUGAGACCUUGUGCCUGCUUGCGGUCUACGCGUUUUCGAUGGACAAAAUUAACACGGCCUACAUGUACAAUGGCCUCGGUUUACGUGCGGCGCUUUCACUCGGCUUGCACCGAAGCCCGCUGGAUGUGCCGCUAGAAGGCUCUGAUCUCCGUAUAGCUGAAAGCGAACAUCAGAGGCGGGUAUUCUGGACCGUGUAUUAUCAAGAUCUACUUACUUCCUCCACCACAGGUAGGCCGUGGGGGAUCCUGGACGAUGAGAUUACGAUUGAAUACGCAGACUCCAGUCGUAUCUCUGGCGAAUCAGUGAUGGAGUUCUUUGACUCUGAAGAGUCCAAUGCACACCUUGAACUCAUGCGCCUGAGAGGUCAGGCUUAUUCUUCGUUAUACGGCUACGCAGGCACCGCGAUCAACCCCUAUUCACAUAUCUCGCUGUUCGAUUUUGACAUGGGCAAUCCUUUAUCACAACAACACCUGGAUAAGAUGGACGAAUUCCACCAAGGCUUGAUCGCCUGGCAGCAGGAGCUCCCGGAGAAGUUGAAGCUCGCCAGGAGUUUCGAAGGGUUGGGACUGUUCCCGAGCCGAGUGACCGCGAAUUUGCAUCUCAUCUAUCAUCAAACCAUCCUUGUGCUUCUCCGGCCCAUCUUGGUCAACAUCCACAAUGACCGCUUCGACGCGCGGACGAAGGACCAUUUCGACACGAACGACGCCUAUCCUGGGUCAAAACCGAUGCUCCGAGCAUUUUACAGCGCCAUCCUGGACUCUGCGCGAGAGACAGCAGCCACUUAUUCCUAUUUCGAUGCUAGCUACGCCUUCACUGCUGCCAUCGGACUCCACCUUGCCAGGACCAUGCAGUCAUUUGCGUAUCCCAACCAGGACGCUCUGCACUUCACAGACGACGACCUGUCUGCCCUCAGUACCACGGUCGGCAUCCUCCGCCAGCAGAGCUUGGCAGGCAAUGUACCCGCGAAACAUUUCGACAGACAGCUGCGGCUGCUGGAGAGCAAUAUGCAAGCCCUGCAGACCUCUCUGGACAACCGUGUGAAUCUGGGUGAUCUCAAUUUUGAUCUCGAUUACCUCGACCCAGGCCUACCUUCGUUAUCGGAUAGUGUUGGCGCGCGUCUACGGGGAGAACUAUAG